AUGGAGUCAAAAACAAAUAUGAGCCUGCGUCCUAGUAGCUCAACUCCCUCGCUGAAAGCUGCGAAAAAGCGCCCAGUAUCCGCUCAUUCUACAGGGUCAAAAUCAUACCGCCAUGCACUGUUGAAAUCCGAAGAUGUAGAGGAGCAACUAACCAGGGACUUGCCUAUACCUCCGGUUCUAACGAAAGGCUCUGUGGAACUCACUAAGAGUAAAGUUACCAUGAAGCAAGAACUCUCAUCUGUAUUGAUACCAACAAGAAAGUCGUCAAAUGCCGACCUCGAAAGUCAAGCACAAGCAAUCCCUGCUCUUGACGAAAAAAGACGACCCGGCGUGGUGUGCAUUGACCCUACGAUACACCCCGCGGGCAAGCACGCGGAGAUCCACCACCCUGGUCUAAUCGUGGGCGCUGAUUUCUGCGAUGCUGGGCUUGCUGUUGAGCGUGAUUCUCCCAUCAGGACGCCACCGAGCAAGCCAGCUUCUGAGCUGUCUGAUCCCAUAUUAACUGGCUGGGUACGUCGUGAUCUUUCAGGAGGUGACAUAUGCGAAGACAUGGUUGAUGUUUCCGAGCAUAUUCAUAACAAUCAUACCCACGCUACCAAAGUUCGUCCAGCCGUUGGGUUACCAUUUACCAACGAAAAACACUAUGGGCACUUUCAUAUGUCCAAGGUCAAACCCGCUUUUGAAGAAGCCGAGCAAAAGAAGGUUAUCCACCAAAGCAAAGUUUCCACCCAAAAGGACCCCAUUACGGAAGAGCCUUAUGUUCCAGAGCAGAUCCAUCAUGGCCAUAGUCUUGCACCAAAAAUCCGCAUGCCGCAGAAUACACCUAGAGCGAGGACACACCGUAGUGAACCGCACGAAGGCCACAUUGGGGUUCAGAAAGUUCAGCCCUAUCAUGAGCCGGCAUCUGCCACUUUCAGAACAGAGGAAAACUCAACCCCAAGGCUAUCUGUCAAGAAGAAUGCUCAACAGAUUCAGGACUUAGAAAAAUCGACUCCGUAUUGGGGAUUCCUACGAGGGUUUGGGAGCCAAGAGGGUGAAAAGGCCGAGGUCAACAGUGAACUUAUGGAUAACCCCAUAUCUCAGGCCGAAAAUAGAGAGGCAUUUCCUAUUUCUUCAUCGGGACCGAUAGAUAAAUCUAUUGGUGCGCCUUAUAUUGAACACCACCCUUCGCUAAGUGCUAGCCAAUACUCAGCUUCUCCAAAAAGCUUCGAUAAUGCCUCUAAAGCUGUUGCAAGACUUACAGAAUCGAGUGGCAAUCAAGAAAACAUCCGUUAUACGAACGCAAGUAUAUCAUCGCUUGGAAAAUACUUUAGCAAUAGUCCUUCGCAAGACAGAACUGCCCUUUCGCGCCACGGGCAAGACGUAGAAGUCCAAACAUCUUCCGUUUCCCCAACUUCCUUUGCACAACCUACCGGCGGUGAUAAGGAUACUACAGAACAAAGCAUAUUGCCAGAGGGGAUCGACGCUGGGCGUGCCGCAGCAUGGUUUCGUCAAUUUUUAGGGUAUGAAGAGUCCAGUCCUUCAAACCUGACGCAACUACCGGAGAAGGUCCAUCCUCGCCACGCCAAUCAUGACGAUUACCCUGACGACAACGAUGAUGUAUUGAUUUCUAGAGCGACAACAUUCUCAGGGAAAACCUCAAAGGAAGCCGGAACCAUAGAUACGGCCGUGCAUAACCUUGAAAAGCUGCUUAGCGAAGCACUUUCCCUCGCCAACGAAGCUACAGAAAAUGACCAUUGCGGGCAUGGAGAUGAUGGGGAGCUCAUUUCUCGCCUAAAAGAUACAACUGGGGCGUUUGAGAGCCAUCCAAUCUUAUCAGAUACACCAGAAAUCCAGGGGAGAGACUUGACGAAAAACUCGCAUCGUCAUACAAUCUCUGAUGUACCGCCUGAUACUGCCGUGGAUACAGCUGGCGAGAAGGCCAACGACCCUGACACUUCUUCGAAGUCGGAAAGAGAAGAAGGUGAAUUGGAGCCCGAUAUACGCAGCGGAAAUGUCACGCGGUCAAAUAUACAACAUGGAUCGAAUACCCGCGGCGUUCGAAAGUCCAGACACAAACAUAGAGCAAGCGGUGAAGUGCGUCCUCAAGUUUAUGGUGGGAACUAUGCCUUGCCUAUGCCACCGCCAGGUAAUGAACUCAAGAGACGAUACUUAUCUCCAAUGCCUCAGGCAUAUGAGGAGGAUGAACCCACUGGUGUCAUAAAACCACAUACUAAGGGUGUCCCCAACAGCAGAGAAGUUAGAGAGUAUAUCCGUGUGUUUCAUCAACCACCAAUCACUCUUCGGAACAGUUCCAAGAACCUCAGCGAAGACUCUCUAGGAAUUGAGGGUUAUCACCGUCGAGCUGCUACCAUUUCAGAGGGCUGCCGCAAAGAUGCAGAUGUGUAUAGCUUAAAUGAAACCAUAUCGAGUAAUCAGAAUGGAUUGCCUUCUAAAGUCGGAAGAGUUCGGAGGAAGACGGCUCGCAGGAAAAUUCACGAGUUGCGAAAUAUUAGUCUUCGAAAGAGAUCCCACGUAAGUAUCAGGGAUGGUCAGAGAUUCAGCCUUGCCAAGUCUGUGAAGCGACAGCCUAUUAUAGCUCGCGACUGGUCUCCUAUUCGUAAGAGAUUUGUCGCCUCUGUUGCAUGCAUCAGUACUGCCUUAAUUGGCGUCUUGGUAGGAAUAUAUGCAGGAUUGGUGCCGUCAAUUCAAUAUUUCAUCGCGGAUUUUCACCAUUACUCGAUCAUUGGCAACGUCGUGUUAUAUCUUGGAAUGGCUCUCACGACCUUUUUCUGCUGGCCGCUUCCGCUGUUACAUGGCCGGAAGCCCUACAUCUUAUGUAGCCUCUGCAUAGCUAUGCCGCUUCUGUUCCCACAGGCCGUUGCAGUAAGCAUACCCAGGUCUCCAUAUACCAGCAUUUGGCGCUGGGCGUUGCUUUUGCCCAGAGCCAUCAUGGGCUGUGCUUUAGGGUUCGCAAGUAUGAACUUUCACUCGAUACUUACCGACCUCUUUGGCGCAUCUCUAAUGAGCAGCAAUCCGCAUCAAGAGGUUGUCGACCAAUACGACGUAAGGAGGCACGGAGGCGGGCUCGGAAUUUGGCUGGGCGUUUGGACAUGGUGCUUCAUCGGCUCAUUGGGCGUUGGUUUUCUGGUCGGUGCUCUGGUCAUCGACACCUUAAAACCAUCGUGGGGGCUUUACAUCAGCAUAAUGCUGAUUGCAGUCGUUCUCCUUCUUAACGUGCUAUGCCCGGAAGUGCGACGAUCGGCUUGGAGACGUUCUGUGGCCGAAGUCAGAACGCCGUUAGGAGUAUCUCGAAGAGUAGCUCGCGGGGAAAUUAUGAUGCAUCGAGUCAAGGAUGGACCUAAAUGGUGGGGACAGGAGAUGUAUCACGGAGUUGCUCUGUCUCUUGAAAUGCUUCGUCAACCAGGGUUCGUUGUUAUGGCCGUAUAUUCCGCAUGGAUAUAUGCGCAAGUGGUUUUGGUCAUGGUUCUCCUGGGUUCUCUAACUUCUAGAAACUACCACUUCCGGUCUCCGUAUGUAGGCGCUACUGUCUCAUCAGUCGCCGUAGGUGCGCUUGCAGCUGUGCCAUUCCAAAAGGCAAAUCUCUUUUCGCGGUCUCGCUGGACAGGCCCGCCGACAAACGAUAUGACCUUUGACAGGUCAGUAACAUGGACCUCACACCUCGUUCGACGAGCCAUUUUCAUUAUCGUACUACCCAUUGCCGGAAUUCUAUACACCAUUGUUUCAUCUGGCCCACCUAUUCAUCUAGCAUUCCCCUGCUCACUCGCGGCUAUAAUCGGAUUCUUGUCGUGUCUUGCAAUAGCCGAGUGCAAUGGCAUAUUGAUGGAAACAUGGGAUUGCUCCGACCUUCAACCGGGUAUGACUGGUCGAACUAGGUUGGGAAAGGAUGGUAUAAAGCGAACGAAUUAUUCAUCUUUUCCCCGAGUGACCGCUGGAUGGAACAUCAUUCACAGCAUCGGUUUUAUACUUGCUGCUGGAGCCACCGGUAUUGGCGGCAUAGUCACACGGAGUCUGGGACAGAGAGCUGCAACUGGCGUUGUCGCUUCCAUCUUGUUUUUACACUCUCUUUUACUCCUAGCCGUGUUUGCUCGUUUCCGCAGGGUGCAAAUAAUACCCAACUCAAAGAGCCUGGAGAUGGAAAGAUGGACGGAAGAACGUCGAGACAGUUUACGCCGUCGUGCCUCCGCAAUAGCUGCCGCCAAAGCUAAUGGUGUUAAAGAUGUCUCCGAGAUCACUGAAGAAGUUGAGCUGGGUUCCUUGACUCGAUGGAGCGAAAUUCGCAAGAAAAACCGACUGAUUGACAAAGGUAUCCAUCUCAAUCGGCAGACGGUGAACUUAGCACGGGAUGAAAUUGACCGAAGACGCCAUGAGAUGAUUGGUGAUAUCCACCAGGGCGCAGAAAUUAUUGGGGACAUUGUCCGCAAAGCAAGCAAGCGGAGCAAACGCAGCCGCGGUAGUGAGCACGAUGACACUUCACGCGAUGACCCCGACGAUAUAGGUCCACUAGGUCCACCUGGGGCCGGACUUGAACAUCAGCACGCCUCAUUACCCCGUGAGGUCUAUGUCGAGCGCGAGUGCGUCAUGGGUCAAGCUGUGCUGGAAGAAGCCGAAGCUUCGUCAUUGGACGACGAAUCGGACAACGAGUCGGACGACGAUCAUGAAUGGAUACCGAUGGACGAUCAUUCAUCCCAUAUGAUCUCCAAGGUCCAACCAUACAGCGAUUUCAAGAAGAAGAAUCUGCGAGGCAGCGAAUCUAAUACGGGAGAUUGUGUGAUCGAAAUGGACGCAACCCAGGGCGAACAUAUAUCUCAUACUGAACCAAAGGUUAGACCUGCUGAACCCGGGGGCUCAGAGCAACGCGGUGAAGACAAAAGUGAGAUCAAGCCAGGCAAGGCGGAACUCGAAAUAAUAGCUCAGCAACAUGGGGGUCACAUGUUUGCGAGCAAGGUCAAAUCUGCAAGUAUGGAAUUCGAAGAUGUUGGCUUGGGCGGGAAAUCCAGCCGUAGAAAUUCGAAGACAACAAAGCAAGAUUAA
This is a messenger RNA of Daldinia caldariorum, 5034 nucleotides long. RefSeq lists its product as uncharacterized. Gene Ontology annotation, biological process: transmembrane transport. Lineage: Eukaryota; Fungi; Ascomycota; Sordariomycetes; Xylariales; Hypoxylaceae. The coding region runs from base 1 to 5034 and encodes 1677 amino acids. Gene Ontology annotation, molecular function: transmembrane transporter activity. The transcript is spliced from 3 exons. The record is from RefSeq and is a predicted model, not a curated record.